CUUCAACCAAUUGCUACAGUACAACCCAAGUUAAACCACCACACAGCAAGUCUGCAACCAUAUUCUACUCUUUCAAACCCUAAUCAAACCCAACACAUUAUUAACCCACAAAACAAAACAAAACAAAAAAACCCAAAAAUUAAAAUUAAAAAAAAAUCACACCUUUAAAAAGUUUUCCCACACUUUCUCUCUCUUUCCAUUCAAAACAAUAUAUAUUUUUUGAGUUCUCUCUCAAUAUUCCAUAUUGAAUCUCUUCCGGUGAGAUUGGAUCUGAGUGUUUUUGCAGACCCAUCAAUCCGGAAGAGAAAAAAAAAUCCCAAUUACCUCAGGUUGUUUGGUGAUUCAAUUUCUAGGGUGGGGUUUUUUUUUUUUUUUUUUGUUGGAUCUGAGAAAUUUAGGGUUUUUGAAGGGUUUGAUAAGGUGGGAAAAUCAGAGAGAAAUUUGGGGCUGCCAAUGCCAUUAUUGGUUUGGUUUAGAAAGGAUUAUUUUUCGGUGGUUUUUUUGAGACCGAAAAGGCUUCAUUUUGAGCUCAUCAAUGUCUUGGGCAGGCCCUGAAGAUAUCUACCUCUCUACCUCUCUUGCUAGCUAUCUUGACAAGAAACUUCUUGUACUUCUGCGAGAUGGUCGAAAGCUCUUGGGGAUACUCCGUUCUUUUGAUCAAUUUGCCAAUGCUGUUCUUGAGGAGGCAUGUGAGAGAGUUAUUGUUGGUGAACUUUAUUGUGACAUCCCUUUGGGCCUAUAUAUAAUUCGUGGGGAGAAUGUUGUUCUAAUUGGCGAGCUGGACUUGGAGAAAGAGGAACUUCCCCCACAUAUGACUCGUGUUUCAGCAGCAGAAAUUAAAAGGGCACAGAAAGCAGAAAGGGAGGCUUCAGAUCUUAAAGGUACCAUGAGGAAAAGAAUGGAAUUCCUUGAUUUGGAUUAAUGAGAUUUGCUACUUCAUGAAGUUCUUCACAUGUCGACCCGCAAAUAUUAUAGCGGCAUUUCUCUUUUCAUUUCUUUUUUUAAUUUGUUCUUUCUUUUUCCCCAUCUUUUGGCUGGUUGGGUAAUGUUAGAUCUUAGAUGGUCAAAUCUUUGGGAAUUAGAAAUUUAGAAUUUGAAGUUUGAACGUUGUUCAAAUUCGUUCUGUGUAAUAUUUGUUUGAGUGAUUACAUCAUACAAGUAUUUGUUUGCUUUAGAA
Quercus robur (English oak) is the source of this 1177-nucleotide messenger RNA. RefSeq names its product sm-like protein LSM1B. Gene Ontology annotation, biological process: deadenylation-dependent decapping of nuclear-transcribed mRNA. Bases 536 to 922 code for a protein of 128 amino acids. The record is from RefSeq and is a predicted model, not a curated record. Gene Ontology annotation, molecular function: RNA cap binding. The transcript has 5 exons. NCBI's taxonomy places the organism in Eukaryota, Viridiplantae, Streptophyta, Magnoliopsida, Fagales, Fagaceae. Gene Ontology annotation, cellular component: Lsm1-7-Pat1 complex; P-body.